Ostrea edulis (European flat oyster) is the source of this 912-nucleotide messenger RNA. RefSeq lists its product as uncharacterized. NCBI's taxonomy places the organism in Eukaryota, Metazoa, Mollusca, Bivalvia, Ostreida, Ostreidae. The record is from RefSeq and is a predicted model, not a curated record. Bases 1 to 912 code for a protein of 303 amino acids. The transcript is spliced from 3 exons.
AUGCUGACAGUUGCAAAACUGAGUAAAUUAAAAGGGAGUAAGCCAUACUCGCAACCAUUAAAAGUGAAAGUAUGUGCUGUCGGAACACUGCAGAAGUACCAGGUUGACAGUGGUGAAAAAAAGGAGUGCUUCACUGUAGGAUUGGCAGAUGCAACAGAUGCCCUGAAGGGGACUGUCUAUGACAGCUCAAAGCUGAAGAUCUUGAGUCCCAGUAGCACUGUGAUUGUGAUGAACUAUAUAUUCAAAAAUGACAGUGAACCUACAGUUGUGAUAACCAAAAACACGAAGGUUCUGAAGACGGGGGCCAUGGAGGUUCCACAGGGAAUAAUGGACAAGGGUGAAAAUAUCGCCAACCCACCACCCGCUGUGACACGCCCUAUAAAAGAUGUGAAAUCCUCCCCUGUGAAGUCGCUGGUGUCAGUUAAGGGCAGAGUUGUGUCUGAGGACAUGACAAAGACUGUAAAGGUGAAGGGGGUUGAUGUUUGUGUGAAAAGUGUGGCAUUAAAGGAUGAGACUGACAGCAUCAAACUCUCCCUCUGGAGAGACUUAAGUGACACUUCCAUUGUCGGGAAAUAUAUUUCAAUAACAAAUGUUGUUGUUACAAGCUUUAAUGAGGAAAUUUCCAUAUCAACAACUUCAAAAAGUGCUCUUGAAGAGUGCGAGCCACCAGUUGCAAAAGUACAGGGAUCUGCCAUUGGCUUCGACCAAACUGAACUGCAUAUCUCACUCCUAAUGAACAUCAAGGAUGACUAUGCUACAUAUGACGUACCACUUGACAUCAUAGCUAAUGCCCUUGGUUGCUCCAUUAAAGACUUGGAAGGUGAAAUUGAGAAGAAUCUUCCAUUUCAGUGCUGUUUCGUAUUGAAAGACUCAACUGUUGAGGAGAUUAUCUCCAUCAGUAAAUCUACAUGA